ACCGAGUGAGAUGUGCAUCGAAUAGAAGCAAGUUUAAGUGAUAAAAUAUAAUUAAAAAAAAUAAAACAAUCAUUCGAAUACGGACUGUUCAGAAACGAAGUGAAAGAGAUCUAGUGAGGCGAUAGCUUUUACAUAAUAGCUGGUGAACAACGAACUUGAAGUGCGCUCCGUUCACAAAGACACAAUAUGAAUCUGAUAACUACGACAGCACUGAUAGUGCUGUUGACGCUCGCAUUCGUCAACGCAGAUGAGUGGAAUUGGCUCAACAAUGGAGAAUCCAUUCUGGAAGAUCUUGUCCGCGAGAAGCGCCAGGAAACGUCCCAGAACGUCACCGAAGUAGCUGAUGACGACAUCCUAAAUUUCAUACUGGACAGUGGCCGUCAAGGACGGAGCUUGGAGGGAUUUGACGAAGUCUACAGCGAUCCGUCAGUGCAACAGGCUCUACAAAAUUCCGAUGACGUUGAGGCUCGGAACAUCAUCAAGGAGAAGCUCUGUGCUCUAGGUUUAAUGCAAUGCGACGGGGAACUCGUCGAUGGCAGACGUCCGUACCUAAAUCCACAGAAUCUAAUCUAUGCUCAACCCGUUGCUCUUAAGCCAGUUGGGCGUCCAAUUGCUACCAUUCCGGUACGCGGUCCUCCCGGGCCUCCACCACCACCACCACCAGGUCCACAAUAUGUUCCCAAACCUCCACCACAACAGAGACCGCACCAAGGACCAUAUGGACCUCCCCAACCAAUGCCAGUUCCCAAUCGACCUCAACAAAAAGUUGGGUUUGCUUCCCAGCAACCUUCCUAUAACGGACCAAAUUCCUUCACAGGUAGUUCCCACUACGGUGGAUCCUAUUCCGGCCAACCUGGUCCAUUUUCACCUUAUCCUUCCAAACCCUUAGGUCCAAUCUACGAGGGAGCAGAUAUCCCGUAUGAAUUCGAAAGCCCCAAUAAACCCGGAGUUAUUAUCAGUGAUGGUCCACUUAUCGGAAAACCGCCAGUUGAACAGCAUAUCCAUCAUCAUUACCAUCAUAUUGAGGGCGGUGCUGAAAAACCUGUUGUAGUGAACAACCAGAUCCCCUUAUCCACAGGAGUACUCACCGGAUCAUCGGUCGGUGGUAGCUCGUUAAACACCAACAACCUAUACUCUUCCAGUCUCUACGGUCAGUCCGGUGUUCCAAAUGGAGGAUUCAAUCCUUCUAGCAGCAAAGACUUCGACUAUCAAGAUCUUAAGGGAAACAUCAACACUGGCUCAGCUCAAUACAGUAGCUACGCUUCGCAAUCGAAGCCAGUUAGCUCAAACCUCUACAAUCAGGGACCUGCUACGUUCGGAACCACCGAAAAUAUUAUCUACGGAUCAAGUGGAAGCGGCGUAGUUAGUGCGGGCUAUCAAACAAACCAAGGAAGCUACCAGUCAAAUCAAGGAAGCUAUCAAUCCGGUCAAGGCGCUUAUCAUACGGCCAAUCCAAACCUGUACAAGAAAGAACUGAACCUUAAAGGACCCGCUACCAACCAAAAUAACUUCAAUACUAACUACAAUAAGUACAGCCAGCAAUAUAAUGGCCAAUACAGUAACCAGCAGAACAAUCAGAACCAGUACGGCGGUGUUUAUAGUCAGUACGGUCAAAAUUCUAGAACCGAAGAAUGCGUAUGUGUCCCGUACGAACAGUGUCCAGCACAGGACGUAGUCGGUAGACGUGAUGAUCUGAUUCUUCCAUUAGACCCCCGUAACUUUAAGACUGACAUCCAAGCCGACACGGAACAGGUUGUGAUUACCGAUGCCCACGGGAACAUGACCGUUAUUCACGUCCCAAGGAACGUUACCGCACAAGCUCGUUCUGCAAACGUAACUAAUGAAUCAGCCAAGAAAAUCUCGAAACGAGAAGCAUCGGCUGCCAAGAAGGCCGACAACGAUGAUGACAAAGCCAAUAUUGAACCGCGUUUGUUGGGAGGUGGCCACCAUGGUGAAGGAGGUGGAAAGAAAGUUGUUCCUACCUUUGGAGUGUCCUUCGGUCUCCCGUAUCCUUCAUAUCCCUUGAAUCCCUACGGGCCUAACCCAGCCGGGAAUCCUUAUUUCGGUUCGAUCGGAGCCAACGGUCUUAACCUAGGGUUGGUCAAUGUGAACCCAUUAUUUUCGUUGCAAGUAACUAAAGACGAGUACGGUGAUAAACUUUUGAAGCCUCUUGUUAACCUUCACGUUACACCCACUGAAAAUAUUGUUCAUAAAGUAGGAAGUCUACUAGCUGCCAAGAAACAAAACAUUUUACAUGUAUUCAAUCAACACGAGCAUUACCACAAUCACGUUGGCUAUCCUCCACCGCCUCCUAUCUACCGUCCCCCACAUGGUCCACCAUACAUUCAUGGGCCACCUCCAAGUUUCGGUCCUACCGGGCCUAAUCUGAUAUUCACCAAACCUCCCGGGCCAGUAUAUACCGGACCUGGACCAGUCUAUGCAAGGCCUCCGGGCCCUAUUUACUCUGGUCCUCCUCCAGGGCCUAUUUACAACCGACCUCCGAGUCCCCCAUUUAUUCCUAAUGGUCCAUCUCCGUUCUACGGACCACGUCCACCAUUCUUCCGUGAUGCCAGUACUUCCAACGAUGGAGAUUUGGUUUACGAUCCAUCUGACAUUGGUAGAAAUGCGAACGUUACUUUCAACCGGAGUGCUGCCCCGAUCGGUAACUUUGCCUACCAAUCGGUAUAUCCCCAAAACCAACCUGACUCCUUGAAUCAGAAUAGAGUAGAUUAUGCUAGACAGUAUCAAAACUAUCAGAAUAGUAACGAAAGACUUCCACCCACUCAGACCAUUCCAACUCCGGCACCAGGACAUUCCAAAGGUAGCAACAUCGUUAGUUUCCCGCGUAGUCGCCGUUCAACUGACGUAACCGUUCCGGAUCAGUUGGAACCGGAGGAACCGGUUGCAGAAAGCGAAGCCGAGAAGACGCUAACUGAACAGGUCGGGGUACAAGAAAAGUCAUUUACAGCUGAUAAGAGACAAGCUUACUAUGGACCACGGCCACAGCAGUGUCCUCAACGAAGUGUUUGCUGUCGUCGACCAGCUUACCGCCAACCACCUACCCAUGGUAAUCUAGGUCAGUGUGGAAUUCGGAAUGCCCAGGGUAUUAACGGUCGCAUUAAGAAUCCGGUGUACGUCGAUGGAGACAGUGAGUUCGGUGAAUAUCCGUGGCAGGUAGCUAUCCUGAAGAAAGAUCCAAAGGAAUCUGUGUAUGUCUGCGGAGGUACACUGAUCGAUAACCAGUUCAUCAUAACUGCCGCUCACUGUGUCAAGACAUAUAGCGGUUUCGAUCUCCGUGUUCGUCUAGGCGAAUGGGACGUCAAUCAUGAUGUGGAAUUUUACCCGUACAUAGAACGUGAUGUUAUAUCGGUCCAAGUCCAUCCGGAAUAUUACGCUGGUACGCUUGAUAACGAUCUGGCUGUUCUGAAAAUGGAUUCUCCAGUAGACUUCUCCAACACACCGCACAUUUCGCCUGCCUGUUUGCCCGACCGGUACACAGAUUUCUCUGGUCAGCGUUGUUGGACCACCGGAUGGGGUAAGGAUGCCUUUGGAGACUAUGGAAAGUAUCAAAACAUUCUUAAGGAAGUCGACGUACCGAUUGUAAAUGAUAACCAGUGUCAAAACCAACUGCGCCAAACACGUCUCGGUUAUCAGUAUAAACUUCAUCCCGGAUUCAUCUGUGCCGGUGGAGAGGAGGGUAAGGAUGCAUGUAAGGGUGACGGUGGAGGUCCCCUCGUAUGUGAACGCAACGGUAGCUGGCAAGUAGUCGGUGUUGUUUCCUGGGGAAUUGGAUGUGGUAAGGCAAACGUACCCGGAGUGUACGUCAAAGUUGCUCACUACCUAGACUGGUUACAGCAAGUUCGCGGAAGGUACUGAACUCUUGCACGUGCGAAUAUUAUUUAUUGACGGCUCAUAUUAUUUGUGUAAAACGGAAGCAAGCGAGAACUUUACCAGUGAUACUCACCACGAUACUGUGUUUGUAUAUGUAAAAAUAAUUGGAAAACACUUCAGCACAAGCGAAAACGAAUGUAGUGAGAAUAGUACGAAUUGAUUGAAACGAACGAUUGCUGGAGUUAAAGUGUACGAUGCUAUGUGACAGCAUUUCUAAAUAUAUGGCUCUUUUGUAUGUAGUUUUUAUGUAUCAAUGUAGAAUUAAUAAGCUACGAAUAAAUUAUUCUAUUUAUUCUUAACAA
Messenger RNA from Malaya genurostris, 4193 nucleotides. RefSeq lists its product as uncharacterized. Gene Ontology annotation, molecular function: serine-type endopeptidase activity. The transcript has 5 exons. The coding region runs from base 187 to 3876 and encodes 1229 amino acids. NCBI's taxonomy places the organism in Eukaryota, Metazoa, Arthropoda, Insecta, Diptera, Culicidae. Gene Ontology annotation, biological process: proteolysis. The record is from RefSeq and is a predicted model, not a curated record.